AAAUUUAUUAUGGCACGGAAAAGAUGUACAAUUUGACAUUGCCGAAACCGGAAUUCAGACGCCGCCAAACCAUUUUCUUCGGGAUUCGCGUCAUUUUCUCGUAAAAACUGAUUAUUUUGUGCUGUUUGUACUAAACUAAACAUUCGAUCAAAAUGGUUCAAUCAAACGGUGCCGAAUUGACCGAACAUGAGGCAGAACUGUACGAUCGCCAGAUCCGUCUGUGGGGAUUGGAUUCUCAGAAGCGCCUCCGUUCCGCUCGCAUUCUUAUUUCCUGCAUAAAUGGCUUAGGUGCAGAAAUAGCCAAGAACAUCAUUUUGGCCGGAGUUAAAUCCGUCACACUGCUGGACGACCGGAAAGUUACGGAAGAAGACUAUUGCUCUCAAUUUCUCGCUCCGCAAUCGUCUCUCGGAACCAAUCGUGCCGAAGCAUCACUUGCCCGUGCUCAGAACUUAAACCCGAUGGUCGAAUUAAAGGUAGACACCGCAGCGCUCGACACGAAGGAAGACGCAUAUUUCAAGGAGUUCGAUGUGGUUUGUCUUAUCGGUGCGUCUACCGCACAGCAUUUACGCGUAAACACCGUGUGCCGUGAGGCAAAUGUGAAAUUUUUCGCCACGGACGUUUGGGGCAUGUAUGGAUUCUGUUUCGCUGAUUUGCAAAAGCACGAGUUCGCGGAAGAUGUCACAAAGUAUGUGGUGGUAUCGAAACCACACGAGAAACCCAAAUCUGAAUCCGUUAGCAGUACGGUGAAGUGUACGUUGGAAUUUCCACCCUAUCAGUGUCUAGUGGAUUUCGAUUUUCGGGAUGCAUCGUAUGCACGGCGACUGCAAAGAAACGGACCGGCGCUUCCCAUACAACGAGUGUUGCAAAAAUUCCGUGACCAGGAACAGCGUGAUCCGGCCUAUGCUAAGCGUGUGGAGGACCUAACGAAGCUGCUUCAACUGCGCGAUACGCUUGCCCCGGAAAUAAUUUCUGAUCAAUCCUUCGAUCACGUGUUUGCACAGAUUUCACCCGUGGCCGCUAUUGUGGGAGGUGUUGUCGCUCAUGAAAUCAUCAAGGUUGUCUCGCAGAAGGAAAGACCGCACCGCAAUGUGUUUCUGUUCAAUCCGGACAGUUGCUGUGGAUUUGUAGAUCUUAUCGGUGCGGAGAUGUAAGACUUACAGGGAAUUUACUUUAUAAUCUAGCCUUCUAUCACUGGGUUCACACCUAAUCGUACGUUACAAUGCAUCCUCAUGUGAUGUGAUUGCGUUGCACUAAUAUACAAACAAGAACGGGAAAUCAUUUUGCACGAGACAAUAUCAGUCCAAUCGACUUGAAUGUAUUUUUUUUCAAUAUAACAUAUUCAUACAUGUGUUACUUCUCAAUAAAUCUCCAUCGUACCGUCAUAAACAUGACGUUCUUUCCAA
Molecule: messenger RNA, 1403 nt
Organism: Anopheles funestus (African malaria mosquito)
Lineage: Eukaryota; Metazoa; Arthropoda; Insecta; Diptera; Culicidae
Gene: Aos1
Product: SUMO-activating enzyme subunit 1
Exons: 2
Coding region: 153-1151 (332 amino acids)
Biological process (GO): protein sumoylation
Cellular component (GO): SUMO activating enzyme complex; cytoplasm
Molecular function (GO): SUMO activating enzyme activity
Source: RefSeq, a predicted model, not a curated record